Mus caroli (Ryukyu mouse) is the source of this 2548-nucleotide messenger RNA. RefSeq names its product laccase domain multifunctional purine nucleosidase 1 (gene Lacc1). The record is from RefSeq and is a predicted model, not a curated record. NCBI's taxonomy places the organism in Eukaryota, Metazoa, Chordata, Mammalia, Rodentia, Muridae. Gene Ontology annotation, molecular function: copper ion binding.
CGGGCGCUGACCCGGAACUGCUGAGCGGCGCGGGAAUCCCCCGCAAAGGGCUCGGCCUUGCGUCUCCAGGGCGCCGCCCCGCGGCCGUGGCGGGAACACCCGAACCCGGGCGCACGCCCGCGGGAGCCCGAGGCCGCCCGGAGGCCCGGGGACACGGUGAGGCGGGCGGACCGGCUGGCCGGUGACUUCGGGAGCCGCUGGGGUUCGAGCGCCGAGCCUGCAGCUCACGCCCCAGCUCGCGGCCGCCGAGGAGAGCGCGGGAAGCCGCCCCGCGCACUUGGGAGGCUCAAAGCCAGCCUGGUCUACAUAGCUAGUUCCAGGACUGCUGGGGCUGUUAGACAGAGAAGCUCUGCCUCAAACCCCUGUCCCAACCGCAACUCCCAAAUAAGGUUGACUGCUGAUACUGCUCAACUUAAUAUCCUAAAGCUGCUAUGGCAUAAAAAGUCUUUGGGGCAAAAAAGAGUGCCUGUUUGAAGAAUGGCAGAAGCAGUCUUGAUUGAUCUCUCUGGUUUACAGUUGGAUGCACAGAAAAACUGCCAUGAGACCUUACUGGAGACACUGGACGGUAUUCACUACCACCACACUCCCAAGGCCAAGUUCCUUUGCAUAAUAUGUUGCAGAAAUGCCAGCAAGGAAAAGGAUGGGGAGUAUGGCCUCUGUGUAUUGGAAGCAGGAAAUGGCUUAUCACGUCUCGAGGGAAAAUAUGAGACUGUUAGCCAUCCCAGCCUGGCUGCCUCUUUGUAUACAAUUAAACAGAAAAUUGAUGAAGAAAACCUGAGUUGCAUUAAGGUGAUUGUCCCCGAGCACAGGAAACUGUUAAUGAAGGCUUACGUUGGCCAACUCUUCACCGAGGUGUAUGAGUUUGAGUUUGAAGAUUUACAGUUAGCUUGGAGGGAUGGCCUUUUGAAACCAUCCACUGGAAUAAACGUGACCACAACUCAUGAACUAGAAGACAUCCAGCGUGAAAUAGAAACAUACUUGAGAAGCCUGCCAGCGCUGAAAGGGGACCUAACUAUUGUCACGUCUCCUCUGAUCCCAGACAUCUUCCUGCAUGGAUUUACCACACGGACAGGGGGCAUAUCUUCUGUACCCACUCUCAGCUCCCUCAAUCUUUUCAGUAGUUCCAAAAGGAGAGAUCCCAAAGUCGUUGUUCAAGAAAAUGUUCGUAGGUUGGCAAAUGCUGCAGGAUUUAACGCAGAGAAAUUUUACCGAAUAAAGACUGAUCACGCCAGUGAAGUGUGGGUUAUGGGGAAGAAGGAGCCUGAAUCUUAUGAUGGGAUCGUCACAAAUCAGAGAGGAGUCACAAUCACUGCUCUUGGCGCCGACUGUAUACCCAUCGUCUUCGCAGAUCCUGUGAAAAAGGCGUGUGGGGUUGCUCACUCCGGCUGGAAAGGUACAUUGUUGGGUGUGGCUAUGGCUACUGUGAAUGCUAUGAUAGCAGAAUAUGGCUGUGAUGUGGAAGACAUUAUGGUUGUUCUGGGACCUUCAGUGGGAUCUUGCUGCUUCACUCUUCCCAAAGAGUCAGCAGUCUCUUUUCACAGUCUUCAUCCUUCAUGUGUGAGACAGUUUGACUCAGCGAGACCCUACGUUGACAUCCGAAAAGCCACCAGGAUUCUUCUAGAAAGAGGAGGAAUUCUUCCACAGAACAUUCAAGACCAGAAGGAAGAUCUUGACCUCUGCACGUCCUGCCAUCCUGAGAAGUUUUUCUCCCAUGUCCGAGAUGGCCUUAACUUCGGUACACAGAUUGGCUUCAUAUCCCUUAGAGAAUGAGAUUCUUGGCUGGAAUUUUGCAUAAAUGUUUCCUGCAUCCUUCCACACUGGCUGCAAAAGAAAAUACUUAGCUUUUUGAUUUAUAUAAAACCAUGAGGAUUACAAAAGAUAAUUCAUCUUUAGGGUAUGCUCUCACUGUUAUCCAAAGCCCAGUGAUCUUGGUCUAAUUCUUAUGACAACUGAUGAAAAAAACCCAAUGCGAUGUCAUUCUUGAGUUUAAUUCUCUGUAUUUGUCUAUAAAUCAAGGCCAGGGCUGUUCAGUUAAGUAUUUGGUAGAUGCCAACUUUUGUUUAGGAAUGGAGCCCAGCACAGGGAAUUGAAAUGAAGACAGCUUUCUCAUUUGAAGCAGAUGCAGCAGGGAGAUACAUACUUUCUUAGGUUUCCUUAUGGCAUUCUCAAGCGCCAUGUUUUUGCUGAUCCUUCCCCUCCCCUUCCCUGUCCCCUUGUGUCCCCUUCAACUCCCAGUAGCCCCUCUUUCCUGUCUCAUGGGCUUUAAUAUUUCUCCCUUUCUCAGUCCUCUUUUUAUGUUCCCUUUCUAGUAUCAACACCUAUAUCCACACCUAGGACCACAAAUUUACAGAUACAUAUAUAUGUAUGUUUACAUAAACAGUAAAAGUUAGAAUUUAUAUUUAUAUAUAAGAAAAAAAAAACAUGCAGUGUUUGUUAUUCCCAGUCUGGAUUAUUUUGGCCAGCAUAAAAUAAUUCCAGAUCUCUCAAUUUUCCUACAAGUUUGAUAACUUCAUUAUGGCUAAAUAAAAUAUUGUGUGUAUGAACUGUA